AUGCUGUGGUACAGAUGUGAUGUCCUCCUCGCUCUCUUCGUCUGGCCCCUGGCCUGCCUCACCAUGUCCCCGUGUCCCCCCGGCUGCUGCUGUCCCGGCCCGGGUUUUCUGGUCCUGUGCGAGUCUCUGGGUCUCCGGUCGCUGCCCCGCUCCGUCCCUCUCAGCACCUCCGCUCUGUCCGUGGCCAGAAACCAGCUCUGCAACGUGGACCACCUUCUCCAGGCUUUCUCCGGCCUGCAGGAGCUCAGCCUCAGCCACAACCUGCUGGCCCGCUUCCCCCGCGGCUUGCCCCCCAGCCUGGAGUCCCUGCUGCUGCAGGAGAACCGCAUCACUUACAUCACGUCAGGAGUCCUCAGGCAGCUGAGGAACCUAACCCGCCUCCAUCUGGAGGACAACCGAAUCCGUGCCAUCCAGCCCGGAGCGCUGCUGGGUCUGACAAAGCUGCAGCUCCUGACACUGAAGGGGAACAAGCUCACCAGCCUCCCACCAAGUCUCCCGCCAUCGCUGACGCAUUUGGACCUGUCGGAAAACUGCAUCUCCUCUCUGGAUCUUCCCUCUCUCGCCUCCCUGGUCAACCUGCAAGUCCUGCAGAUCAACAGCAACUGCCUGCGCUCAGUGCCUGAAAACACCUUCGACAGCCUGCCACGCCUCAGGUCCGUGGACCUAACCAACAACCUGUGGGUGUGCGAGUGCGAAAUCGUGUAUCUAUACCGCUGGCUGCUGAGCGGCAGACUGAAGAUGGCUACAGAUCUGGUGUGCAAAGAGCCGGUCCACCUCGCUCAUCGCCUGCUGCUCAAUCUCUCCAUUGUGUCCAUCUGUCCACGUGUCCUAAAGCCAAAUGAGAAGACACACCUGCCUGCUGUCGUUUCUGUGGAGGCGGUGAGAACAUCAGAUCCAGGUUCAUAUGAAAACGGGGAUGAUUUGCAGUGGAAGAGGUCAAAAGAAGCCAUUGUCUCAAACGAACAAAACCUCCAGGAUUCUCGGGUUUUACCCUACUCCUUCGAGACUCUCACCUAUGAGGAGUGUUUAUCCUUCAACCUGUCUCCAUCAGUCCCUCCCACCGACCUGAAAACUACAUCUUUUCCAGAGGACCAGAGAUGCAGAGAAAAAACGACCUCCCCCUACCUUCAAGGCAAUGUGUCCUCUACUGCAGGGACACAGUCAGGACUGUCCACCAAUAGACAGGAGACGGUCCCUCCUGUGAACCCCCAGGUGUCCGCCCACGGCGACUGGAAGGUGGUCGUCUCUCUGCUCGCCCUGCUGUGUGUGCUUCUGGUCCUUGUGAUGCUGGCAGUGCUAACCCUGCUGAGAAAGGUUCUGGUGCGCCAGCAGAGAGUGGCGCCGGCAAACGAGCGAUCUGUUGGAUGA
This is a messenger RNA of Gambusia affinis (western mosquitofish), 1368 nucleotides long. RefSeq names its product leucine-rich repeat transmembrane protein FLRT3. The record is from RefSeq and is a predicted model, not a curated record. Gene Ontology annotation, molecular function: protein binding. The transcript has a single exon. The coding region runs from base 1 to 1368 and encodes 455 amino acids. Gene Ontology annotation, biological process: neuron projection regeneration. NCBI's taxonomy places the organism in Eukaryota, Metazoa, Chordata, Actinopteri, Cyprinodontiformes, Poeciliidae.